CAACAGGUGUACCUCCUGCUUGCAACACAACCCACACCACCACCAGCCACAUCCCAGGGGGCCGUAUCACCAUCCCCCGACCUCCCAGCAGCGCGCACCACCAUAUCCCAUGUGCUGCAGGGAGCUCUCUCCCUCUGUACCACAGACCCCUCCUCUGACGUGCAAGACCGCUGCCGCUUCCUCUCCACCCUCCUCUCGCCUCUCCUCGCCUCCCCACCCUCACACACUAAAGCCCCUGCUGCUGCGCCUGCCGCCGCUGCUGGUAACGCUGCUGAAGAGCUUAGAGCUUUGUAUCCCCAGCCAAAGGUGCAGGAGAAUCGUGCCUUGCUGCUUGCACUGGCCGUCACAGUAGUGUUAGGGCCAGAUCUGGUGGGGAAUAAUGGAGAACCCACUCCCACUCACCCAGCUGCUACUUCUGCUGCACCUGCACCUGCUGCUACUGCUUCCGCUGCUGCUGCUGCUGUCCCGGGUGCUGCUGACUCUGCUGCUGUUUCCACUGGUACUGCUGCUUCUAAUCUUGGGUCACGGCAGAGCCAAGAUUUAAGCACUCCGGAUCGUUCUCGGUUCCUCCUGUCCUCCAUGUCGCACUAUGUGAAUCACAUUGCACCCGGAUACGAACCCUUGCCUGAACGCCGCGCCUCCGAGUCAUCGGGCCAAGAAGGGCCUGCCGCCUCUGCUGGUAAAGCUGCUGUAGCUGCUGCCGGUGAUGGUGGUGGUGGUGGGGGUGGUGAUGGAAGCAGACAAGCGGAGGGGGGAGUGAAGGAUGGUGGUGAUUUGUCUUCGUGGCUGGGAGAGGAUGCGGAUGGGGAGAGAGCUGGGGAUGGGGGUGCAAGUGCAGGGGAAGGGGGGCCCAGGUUGAACGAGCUGCAGGCAAGUGCUGAUGGUUCGAGAGGUGGCAGUGGUGAUGCUGGGGAGGGAGAGAGCACAGGAGAGGGAGUAGAGGGGAGAGCAGGGGAGGGAGGACCAGGUGUGGGGACUGGAGUGUAUGCAGCUGGGCAGGAGGCAGGGCGUGGCAUGGGAGGAGGAAGAGGUAUGGCAGGUGGAGGAGGGGGGGGAGAAGGGGGAGGAGUGGGUAUGGAGCAAGAGAGUGAGAGUUUUGAAGCGGCUUAUCAGCAGUGGCAGAGCCAGAAGAAUGUGGAGGCGUGGUUGGAGGACUAGGUCUAGGUGAGGGACACAGUACUCUACAUAGCGAUACAGUAUAGUGCAGUACAUUACAGGAUGGUUGUUGUAAGUAUGUGUAUGCAUUAUAUGCGUAGAUUUUGCCAUUGGCGUUGAAUUGGUGGCGAUGA
Messenger RNA from Closterium sp. NIES-67, 1289 nucleotides. NCBI's taxonomy places the organism in Eukaryota, Viridiplantae, Streptophyta, Zygnematophyceae, Desmidiales, Closteriaceae. The record is from the annotation of a GenBank genome assembly.